Cryptomeria japonica (Japanese cedar) is the source of this 673-nucleotide messenger RNA. RefSeq lists its product as uncharacterized. The coding region runs from base 106 to 387 and encodes 93 amino acids. The transcript is spliced from 2 exons. The record is from RefSeq and is a predicted model, not a curated record. Lineage: Eukaryota; Viridiplantae; Streptophyta; Pinopsida; Cupressales; Cupressaceae.
UGUAAUAUAUCGAAAGGGGAACUGCGCAUCUGGCCUCAAUAUAAAACUGCAGCAGCAAGCCAAGCGAGUGAGUUAAUUUGAUUGGGAGGUGGAUAGGAAGAAAUCAUGGGAUUUAUAAUGGAAUUUGCAGAGCAGUUAAUCAGGAACAGUAUGGAAGAUCCAAAGCAGAGGGAACGCAAACGCCGAGAACAUCUGUACGCCGUAAAGCAGCGGUGUAUAGAAAGAAUCGAAGAAACAAAGCUUCCACUGCGGCCUUACGGCUUCUGGACCAUGGAGAAGCAUACCCUCCGCCUUAACUGGGACAAGCAAAUGUCCAACGCCCGUGGCCGCACCGAUCCCUACGACAACAUCUCCGCUGAUCCCUUCGACUUCGAAGAUAAAAAGUGACAGGAGAUCAUAGUAUGGAAAUACCAGAGGACAACUGGGUUGGUGGGCUACUGUUUUCUUUCACUCAGAAUAAUCACUGUUGGCUACAAUUUAGAAAUUGGAUUAUAAUAACUCAGUUUCUCGUGUGUGAAGUGUAUUAUAUUCCAUUUACUUUUUCCCCAGAGUCUAGGUCUUUAACUUUCAUAGCCUUCAAUGUGAUCUCAAGAUAUAAUAAUCAGUCCUGAGAGACAACCUAUCAAACAUAUAAACUUUGCAAAUGAGUAAAAUUCUUUAAAAUCUUAAAUUA